Molecule: messenger RNA, 6396 nt
Organism: Phyllopteryx taeniolatus (common seadragon)
Lineage: Eukaryota; Metazoa; Chordata; Actinopteri; Syngnathiformes; Syngnathidae
Gene: man2c1
Product: mannosidase, alpha, class 2C, member 1
Exons: 26
Coding region: 2942-6016 (1024 amino acids)
Biological process (GO): mannose metabolic process; oligosaccharide catabolic process
Molecular function (GO): alpha-mannosidase activity; carbohydrate binding
Source: RefSeq, a predicted model, not a curated record
AAGUACACCAACAGUGUUUCCUUAUGUGAGGAUGUCUUCUUUUUCUUAUUUGCUCAUGAUAUACAGUACGUUUUCAUUUUAAGGGGUUGAAACUUCAGCUUUUGUGAACUGAGCACCAGUUUCAACAAAUGAUCAGAACAUCAAGAUCAUGUUUAUGCAGAAUGUUUUAUAGUGCUUGUCGUCAAUAGGGUCACAGGUGAGCUGGAGCCUAUCCCAGCUGACUAUGGGCAAGAGGCUAGGUACAACCAACAGCCAAUCAAAAGCCCUAACCUAUGCUGAUACAGUCGUAAAGUCAUAACUACGGUAUUAAUUAAUCAUAAAUAUAAAACCAUCAAAUGAAAAACAGUAAAUACGGUUGUAACUGAGCAUGCCUUCUUGUGCCGUAUGAUACUACAUUCUUAUGCUGUGUGCUGUUUUUAACCUUCAACUGUCAAGUAUAAACAACUUGGAUAAUAUGUUGAGGUUAUGGCAAUACAUAAAUUUCGGAAACCCUGUUGUAGAUCACUGAGUUGACGUGUCGCAAGAUGUGGUUGAGCUCUACUUUGGCAUUGUAUCUUUUCCCUGAAAUGUUUGGUCACACUCCAAAAUGUAUGACCACUUUCAAGGUUCCACUCAAUUUAUUUUCUCUGGACACUAUCCUCAUUUGCUGUUUUGGACAAUUGUGGUUCAAUUCAAGGUUGAUCGUUUGAGGGUGUGAAGUUGAGAGGCUCUAGGGAGUCCUUUCUCUAAACAAAUGGAAAGCGAUGCGGUGAUCUGCUCAAGGUCAGCGCUGCGGUCAAAUCAGGACUGCGUCGUCCGUUCCCUCUGGCCUUCUUGCCUCGCUGAACCUCGAACUAUGCGCAGACCGCAGUCCAAACAAUGAGGGGACGGGAAUCAACAGGCAUCCUUGAUGGUAGGGUGGCAUGAGAAGGAUAGGCUCACCCGCAUUUGCACCAAGCCUGUACUUAGAGCUGCCCGAUGAUAUCAUAAUAAAAGGGUUUUUGGCUUCACAGAAACACUACAACAAACACAUCCUUCCCUGUGUAUAUUGCCGAGAAAGUUUUGAGAUGACCCUGAGCCCAUGCCGGCUUCCCAGCACUCUGCGGCAUUGAUCAAAUGACUGCAGGAGCGGUAUUACUACUACAUCUUUAUAAGCGUUCUUUCCACCACAUAGUAAACUACCAAUUCCAAGCUUUAGGUUCACAAAUGAGUCACUGAUGGUGUAGUGGUACACUCGCUUGACUUUGGUGCGGGCAGCGUGGGUUCAGUUCCCACUCAGUGACGGUGUGAAUGUGGGUGUGAAUGGUUGUCUGUUUCUAUAUGUGCCCUGUGACUGACUGGCGACCAGUUCAGGGUGUAGUCCGCCUUUUGCCCGAAGUCUGCUUGGAUAGGCUCCAGCGCCCCGCGACCCUAACCAGGAUAAGCGGUGUUGAAAAUGGAUGGAUGAGGUUCACAAAUGUUCAUUAUGAGCGUUUGUUUUGGUCUUUUCUUCUGAUGUUUUAUUUGCUUUUACAAUCGCACACUGUGCCGGAUCAAAUGCUCUCACAGGCCACCAAAGUGAUUCACUGUGUUGGCUUUUCAUAAUGUCAUCGAGGCAGAGAAGGUCCCCAUCUCAGCUCCAGUAAUAGUUUUUCUUCCCUCAAAGCAGAGAGAAUACAUGCCUCUUAGUGUUUUUGCAUGCUCUGUUUGUAUCUGUUGCUGCUCCAUGUAUGUGAAAGUAGCAGUUGUUGGAAAGUUUCUAACAAUUGCAACAUCAAUGCUAAUUCCCAUUAACCAGUCCAUGGCGUUUCACAUUAUAUGUUAGCAUUAAGCUAUCAGACUUUCGUUAGAUGAAGUUACAUGGUUUGGUUGAAUAUAUUAGUGUUUAAAUAUACAAUGUUCAAUUCUCAGCAGCACAGUGAUGCUAGUGAGGAUAAGCUGUACAGAAGAUGGAUGCGUGUACAUGCACUUAUUAUAUGCAUGCAACUAACAACGAGACUAUAUCAGCUUUACAACAUGCACAAAAUAAAACUUGAUGCAACGGAAGCCCCUGAAUUAAUUUUUCAUCUUUUUGCUUAUAGUGGGAUGAGGACGUCAGGCUUUUUAAUAUCCUUCUGAGAGCCAUUCUCAAGUCAUGUUGGAAAAAACAUGACACAACACAGCCUGUGUGAAGUGGACCUCUCUAGGCUACUCUAAAUAGUGGAAUUGACAAUUUACUACUAUUUUAAUAACCUGCAUGCUUGUUUAGGGGUGAAUAAAAAAGUAAUGGAGGGGGGUUGCUGGUACCGGCAUACAAUGUUUUGAGGUUAAAACUGCGCCAUGAAGUAGUUUGUGUAGAUGUGUAAAAAGAAGUCAAUCUUACAGUUGUUGUUUUUUUUAGGAGGGGGUGGGGAUUGUUUUAUAUCUAUGGCCUGUAAAAGUUUUUACAUAAAUAUUUGCGAUAUUUAUGUCUACUAUUCCUUUAGCAUGGAUUCCUCAUCACUGAGGGAAAUUAUCCUUUUUCAUUAAGUUGCUCUGAAAGGUACAGAACAAUUAAAUGCUCUUCCACUAAAUGGCAGAAGGUAGGAACUGUGUAGGCCUAUAGUAGCUAUCUGUUGCCAUUCAACAGAAUACUAGUUUUGUGUUCAACAAAAGUAGUAAAUCUUUCAGUAACUAGAGAGGACCUCAUCAUUAUUUUAGCAUAUAUACUUACAUAUAUACUACUACAAUUUUGUGUUGAUAGAACCCGCCGGUCCCCCCCCCCCCUCCCGGUUCGAACUGGUAUUUGUAACAUUUACCUACAUUUUACAAGCUAACCCAAAAUUCAUAUAUUGUAUUCUUCUCGUUCUUCAGUCAGUCCUUGUGCAAUACUGCCAUCUAGCGGCCAAAUGGGUACAACAUCCACGGUUACUACUUCCGGGUCACAUCAACGCAACCUCUGCUCGUUCACUCACUUGUGGGGAAAUCCUAAACGCUAACACGGUCAUUUUUUGUGUGUUUUGCAAUGUAUCACCAACCCGUAUUGAAGAACCGGCGUUCGCUUUUAGAGAGGGCUGAGAAGUUCGUUUCCGACAUUUAUUUCACAGACUGCAACCUGCGAGGACGGCUAUAUGGAGAAACUCAACCACUGGAAUCCCUCAGCUCAUUUAUGUCCUCCAAACGCAUAACAUUCUCAGAAGCGCAAACGCACAACUUUAGUCCUUAUAAAGUUGGAGAUAACUUUGGACCAACGUGGUGGACGUGUUGGUUUAAAGCAGCCCUGAAAAUCCCUGUGUCCUGGAGAGGAAAAGAGGUUCAUCUUCUGUGGGAAAGUGAUGGGGAGGUGAUGGUUUGGAGGGAUGGACAACCAGUUCAGGGUCUGACUAAAGAAGGUGAAAAAACAAGUUACAUCCUUUCAGACUGUCUCACAGAGGAGGAGGCACACAGUGUGAGUGUCUAUGUGGAGCUGGCCUGCAAUGGACUUUUUGGAGCGGGUCAAGGAUCCAUGAUUGCACCUCCAGAUCCGAACAGGACAUUCUCCGUACAGAAGGCAGAACUGGUGGUAUUUAACAGAGAUGUCAGGGAGCUGCUGACUGAUUUUGAGAUGCUGAUUGAUAUCGUGAAGGAAUUGGGCGAGAGUGAGCAGCGGAGCUUCCAGGCGCUUUUCACCAUCAAUGAAAUGGUUAACGUGAGCAACCCAGCUGAUCCCAGCUCUUUUUCCAAAGCACACGCUCUGGCUCACAAGUUCUUCAGCCAGCGCAACGGCCAAAGCCAACACACCGUCCAUGCCAUGGGCCACUGCCACAUAGACUCAGCUUGGCUGUGGCCUUACGAAGAAAGCAUUCGCAAGUGUGGUCGGAGCUGGGUGACCGCGAUCCGUCUCAUGGAAAAUAACCCAGAGUUUGUUUUUACUUGUUCUCAGGCCCAGCAGUUUGAUUGGGUCAAGAGCUGGUAUCCAGGACUCUUUUCAGAGAUUCAACAUUACGUCAAGACGGGACAGUUCAUCCCAGUCGGAGGGACGUGGGUGGAGAUGGAUGGCAAUCUCCCCUCAGGAGAAUCUAUGGUAAGGCAGUUCCUGGAGGGCCAGCGUUAUUUUGAGCAAGAAUUUGGGAAGAGGUGCAAAGAGUUCUGGCUUCCAGAUACAUUUGGCUACUCAGCACAACUACCUCAGAUAAUGCAGGGUUGUGGAAUUUCCAAUUUUUUAACACAGAAACUCAGUUGGAACCUCGUGAACACCUUCCCUCACAGCACAUUUUUCUGGGAAGGACUUGAUGGCUCCAAGGUCUUGACUCACUUCCCACCUGGAAAUUCCUAUGAGAUGAUGGGCAAGGUUGAAGACCUUGUAAAAACCGUCAAGCAAAACAAAGACAAAGGCCGGACCAACCACAGCGCUGUGUUGUUUGGAUUUGGUGAUGGUGGCGGCGGUCCCACACAGUUGAUGCUGGAUAGACUCAGUCGGGUCCGGGACACAGAUGGACUUCCCAAGGUUCACAUGUCCAGCCCUGACAAGCUCUUCUCUCAGCUUUGGGUUGACUCACAUCUGCUGUGCACUUGGAACGGAGAACUUUUCCUUGAGCUGCACAAUGGCACGUACACCACACAGGCACAGAUCAAGCGAGGCAACCGCCAGUGUGAAACACUCCUACAUGACAUUGAGAUGGCCAGCAGCUUGGCCCUGUGUCAGGACAAAACCUUUCAGUAUCCUGUGGUGAAGCUGCGGGAACUCUGGCGGUUUCUGCUGCUGAACCAGUUCCAUGAUGUAAUCCCUGGCAGCUGUAUCGAGAUGGUUGUGGAGGAUGCACUGAGGUAUUAUGAAGAUAUCAGUAGAACCGGUGCUGCACUCCUGGAAAAUAGCCUUAGCGCCCUGGUGUCUAAGGGCGAUGCCACAGCUGUCUUCAACUCUUUGCCCUGGGAGCGCCUCGAAGUCCUCCAGAUACAAGAGGGCCCCGGUAAACACGGUUUAGCUCUGGUGAGAGCUCCUAGCAUCGGUGUAGCUGCUAUUCAAGACACAAAGCCUGUGACUCCAGUCUGUGUUACUGUUCAGGCUGACGGCAGUGUCCUGAUGGAAAACGGGAUCAUACGGACUGUUGUAAACAAAGAUGGCACACUGACAUCGUUGUGUUUGAUCGCCGCAAACAGGGAAGCAAUUCCGGAUGGCUCCAGCGGUAACCAGUUUGUCAUAUUUGAUGAUGUACCUCUGUACUGGGACGCUUGGGAUGUAAUGGACUACCAUCUUCAGACAAGGCUUCCUGUGGUGGAGGUGCUGCAGCCUGCCCAUGUGCUGUCAUCACAUGAGCUCAGAGGAAGUGUUAGCUUCACACUAAGGAUCAGUGACAAGAGCACAGUCACGCAGGAGAUCGUGAUGGACGCCAUGUGUCCCUACAUUAAGUUCAACACGCAGGUGAACUGGGCUGAAUCACACAAGUUUCUAAAGGUUGAAUUCCCAGUGCGAGUGCACAGCCCCAACGCAACAUAUGAGAUCCAGUUUGGGCAUCUGCAGAGACCCACGCACAGGAAUACAUCAUGGGACUGGGCCAGAUUUGAAGUUUGGGGUCACAAAUGGGCUGAUUUGUCAGAGCACAAUUUUGGAGUGGCUCUGCUCAAUGACUGCAAAUAUGGCUAUUCGGUCCAUAAGAACACAAUGACACUCUCUCUGUUGAGGGCACCUAAGGCUCCAGAUGCCAACGCUGAUAUGGGGACACAUCAUUUUACCUAUGCAGUCAUGCCACACACAGGCUCCUUCCAAGAUGCCGCAGUCAUCCAGUGCGCAUACAACCUCAACUUCCCUUUGAGGUUAACACCGUGCUCCCCGGAAACGGCCCCAUGGAGUGCCUUUUCCGUCAGCCCUGCCAGUGUUAUCCUGGAGACAGUAAAACAGGCUGAGGACAGAAAGGGAGCCCUUGUGGUCAGACUGUAUGAGGCUCACGGCGGCAGCGUGAUAGCGACCCUCCGCUCGACGCUUCCUGUCAAGGAGGCCUGGCAUUGUGAUCUUCUAGAGCAAACAGACACUGCUGAGCCUGUACGUGUGACUGCAGAUGGAAUCACUCUUAACUUCAGCCCUUUUCAAGUCAGAUCAAUUCUGCUUGUUGUUAAUGCAUAAUAUUGUGAUGUGAUAAUGAAAAGCAAUAGAAUGAACCUGGUGAACUGUAUGAAUGAAUUAUGUAAUUUUGCAUUGUACUUUAAAACAUUCCAAUGACAACUCUGUAGAAAAAAGUUUGAUGAAAACCACAUCAUGAAAUAAUGAAGGAAGUGCCAAGUUAGCUUGAUUGCUUAUGCAAAUUAGCCUCACCUUCAGUCUACUCAUCUCUGUCAAGGCUGUUUGGUACAAUAUGGCUAACUCAACAAAUUAAUAAAACUGCAGUCAAAUUUGUGGAUGAAUUGUGUAAUUUUUGGUGGUACUUUAUUUAAAAUAUUCCAAUGAACUAUUGUUAAAAAUAGUUUUAUUAAAAUAUAAAGGAAUAAAAGCAGUAUUUCAAAACA